AGACCCAUCUCUCUACCCGUCCUCUCCUGCCGUCCACCCAUAAAAACUCAGUUUUCUCCUUAGAUAAUCCUUCGGUACAACGUUAUUAUACCUGUCAGAUGACUAUGCGAGACUGACUUCUCCCCUUUGCGUUUAUUAUUUAUUUCAAGCAAACAGCGAUCUGUAGGGUGUGAUAGGCUAUUCAUAGCCUAUGCAUCACUGCUCUCCCGGCGAGCGAGUUGUAGUCUGCCGAUCAGAUCGCUUCUCUUUGAAAUUGUAUUUUUAUCGCUGAGCUAUUAGGAUUUCAUCAUGCAGAAGAGAAGGAAGCCAGAGCCGAUCCAGUUGAACCCGAUUCCAGACGGGAACGCGAUCAACGGAACCGGGGCCACCGAAACAAACCUGGAAGCUCUGCAGAAGAAACUCGAGGAAUUGGAGCUAGAUGAGCAACAAAAGAAACGCCUAGAGGCUUUCCUCACCCAGAAGCAGAAGGUCGGAGAGUUGAAAGAUGAUGAUUUUGAGAAGAUCUGUGAGUUGGGUGCAGGAAAUGGAGGUGUGGUCUUCAAGGUCUUGCACAGACCCUCAGGUCUCAUCAUGGCCAGGAAGUUGAUCCACCUUGAGAUCAAGCCAGCAAUACGGAAUCAGAUCAUCAGAGAGCUGCAGGUCCUUCAUGAAUGCAACUCGCCCUACAUAGUGGGCUUCUAUGGGGCUUUUUACAGUGAUGGAGAGAUCAGCAUCUGUAUGGAACACAUGGAUGGUGGCUCUCUUGACCAGUCCCUGAAGAAAGCAGGCAAGAUCCCAGAGCAAAUACUGGGCAAAGUUAGCAUUGCGGUGAUAAAAGGGCUUUCCUAUCUGCGGGAGAAACACAAGAUCAUGCACAGAGAUGUAAAGCCGUCAAAUAUCCUGGUGAACUCACGCGGUGAGAUCAAGUUGUGCGACUUUGGUGUGAGCGGACAACUUAUUGACUCCAUGGCCAAUUCGUUUGUGGGUACCAGGUCCUAUAUGUCUCCAGAACGCCUUCAGGGGACUCACUACUCGGUUCAGUCCGACAUAUGGAGUAUGGGUCUGUCUCUGGUGGAAAUGGCCAUUGGACGCUUCCCUAUCCCACCACCUGACUCUAAAGAGCUGGAGCAAAUCUUCGGUCAGCCCCUCGAAGGGGACCCUUCACCUAGUGAGGCCUCCCCUAAACCCCGCCCACCAGGUCGACCCGGUAGCUCAUAUGGUCCGGACAGCAGACCUCCUAUGGCGAUAUUUGAGCUGCUUGACUAUAUUGUCAAUGAACCACCUCCCAAGCUGCCAAGCAUCUUUGGUGCAGAAUUUCAAGAGUUUGUUAACAAAUGCUUAAUCAAAAAUCCAGCAGAAAGGGCGGAUUUGAAGCAACUUAUGGUCCAUUCUUUCAUUAAGACCUCCGAAGCAGAGGAAGUUGAUUUUGCUGGGUGGCUUUGCAGCACCAUCGGUCUCAACCAACCAGCAACUCCGACACACAGCGUGGGAAUGUGAGAGCAUCCAUCCUUUUUUAAGCCAUACAAUUGAUAUACGCUCCCCAUCUGCAGUGUUUCAUCACCUGUAAAUCAAUCUAGAGGCCAAAAGCAAACUACUGCCUCCAUCCCAUCUUAUUUAAGAUGUCUUCGAGUAUUAACGUGUACAGCUGUAUUUAUCAAUGCAUCAUGCCUCUAGGAUGCUUGAAAUCUGUUCUGCCAAAUAUUGGUGGUCUAAUACCUUGAUUGCAUCCAGAGGGUUCUGAAUUACACAUUUCUUCAUGAGAUUCAUAUUAGAUACUUAUUUUAAUACUACAGAAAUGAGUUUCUGAAUACAAAUCUUUAAUCGCAUGCUGGUGUUAAAAAGUUAUUUUGGAUUUGCCAAACUGCUAUGGCACCUUCCCCUAAAUGUUUUAAGGUUUAUGUCUACACUCAGCUAGCCCUGUUAAUGGUCACCUUCUCAUUGUAAUGUUGUGUUUAUUUAAUUUCACAUGUUGUAGGUGGAGAGUAAACCAGUCGUGUAACUUAGAGAAACUUGUAUAUUGUAAUAAAAGGUUUAUUUAACAUGA
This is a messenger RNA of Triplophysa dalaica, 2023 nucleotides long. RefSeq names its product mitogen-activated protein kinase kinase 1 (gene map2k1). Gene Ontology annotation, biological process: protein phosphorylation. Bases 289 to 1476 code for a protein of 395 amino acids. The transcript is spliced from 11 exons. NCBI's taxonomy places the organism in Eukaryota, Metazoa, Chordata, Actinopteri, Cypriniformes, Nemacheilidae. Gene Ontology annotation, molecular function: protein kinase activity; ATP binding. The record is from RefSeq and is a predicted model, not a curated record.